AUGAAGAAGAGUCGACAGCACACCGGAGACGCCCACUCGCGUCACAGCGAAGGACCUCCCUCCAACGCAGCCGACACUCCGGAAGCUCACGAUCAUGACUCACCAUCCGAUGAUCCAAAGUCGUAUUCUCGCGGCACAGGCAAGCGCAACCGUGUCCACUUCGCAUGCACCGAAUGCUACCGACGUAAGCAGAAAUGCAAUCGCGAAACGCCCUGCCAGCACUGCAUAGCUAGAAAGAUUCCAGAGCGAUGCAAGACUUUCCAGCCAGGAGAGGAGACCAACGACGUCGCUUCCAGACUCAGUCGAGUCGAGAGAAUACUCGAGGAUUACCUCCCUAAGCUCGUCCAGCAGGUCCAGCACAUCGCUUCUGCUAAUCUUCCUCCGUCCCACCACUCGCAGAGCAAUGUCGCUCCCGGAAGCCGCCCAAUCGCCCCUCGCAAUGACUCGAGCAAUCGUCGCAGCGUAUCAUCCAGGGCUGCAUGGUCCAGUGGUAUGACCACAUCGCCCGAGCACCUGCCCGGUCGAUCCAGGAACGAAGACGACGACGAGAUCGACGAGCUCGAAACCGACGGUCGCUACAGUCCCAAAACUGGCUUCUACAAUGGCGGAUCCAUGGACAUGCGCAUCAGCUCUAUCCUCGACGAUCUUCCUGGCAGCUCCACCAAGUCGACACCGCUCAACCUGCCCAUCAGGACCCUAGAAGGACCUUCCGACUUGGACGUUGUCAUGCCCGAAUAUGGCUGCCCCACCGCACCCACCCCGGACCUCCUUGGCGCAUUCAGCACUCGUGCUCAUUGUAGCGUUCUCAUCGACCACUUUUUCAACGACAUCAACUGGAUGCGUCAGCCCCUGCCCCAGCAGAGCCUUCGCAAGUCCUUUGAAGCCUUUUGGAACUCAGGUCCCAAGAUCAACGCCCAGAAUAUCAACAUCUUUGCACUGCUCUGCAAUGUAUGUGCCAUUGCUAUGCUUUCAGUACAGCAUCACCUUUUUACCGAGGGACCACGGGACCGACUCAAGGCCGCCAGACGCUACCACUAUGCGGGACGCAGAGCGCUGCUUAUGAGCUCCAUCAUGGGUCGAGAGGACGUCGACCAGAUUGUCGCUUGGCUGGCUUCUUGCCGCUUCCUCUUGCUCGAUCGCCGAAUCGGCGAAGCAUACACCCUCGGCUCCUCGGCAGUGCGAGCAGCUUUCAGUAUCGGUCUUCAUCGAGAUGGCACCAGACUCGGUCUCUCUCCCGCCGAGACUGAAGCUCGCCGCCGCGUAUGGGCUGCCGUCUACUUCCUGGACAGAGCUCUCGCUCUCAACACGGGCCGUCCCGCCGUCAUCGAUGAUCGCGUCUGCGAUACACAGGUGCCCAGCGGCGUCAUGGACGAAGACAUCUUCCCUGCACCCAAGCAUCCACCAAGGAUGCCGGAGGGCGUGGAGCCACCCACAGCCUACAGCUAUACUGUCUUCCGCCAGCGCAUCGCCGAGCUCGAAGGUCGCAUUCUCGCGACGUUCCAGAAUCUGCAGCAUCCCGUCCAUGUCAGCGACGUGCUUGCUCUCGACAAAGACAUGCGCGAGCUCCAAGACAACCUCCCCUUCUACUUCCGUGCCCGACUCACCAAGGACGGCGUCGAGUGCGACAAAUCGCUCGACGACACCUACGGUUUCCUCAAUGUUCACCGUUUCCUUCUUCACACCGAGAUCAACUCCGUGAGGAUCGCACUCCACCGACCGUACUUGCUCCGAUCUGGUGGACCGAAUGGUGCCAAGUUCUUGCCCUGCCGUGAGGCAAGUCUCAACGCUGCUCUGCACGACCUCGAGAUGCGCAGCGACUUUGUCAACAGUCUCAAGAACGUCAAGUUUGAUGGCGAGCCCGUGCUCCUCUAUCGCGUGCAGAUUGGUACCUACAAGUACUUUCAUUCGUUGCUCGUUGUCGGAGUGGUGCUUCUGAUGGACCCAAACGCGCCCGAUGCGCCCAGGCUGAAAGGGCAUCUAGAACACUACAUCAACAACUACAAGCAGAGACCUGCGAGUCAACGCGACGAGAUGCGAGAUCGCGAAGCCAAUGUCAUCAGCAUCUUCCUUUCGAGGAUCGAGCAGGCAGAAAAGGCGAGUGGACCCUCGAAGCCCGGCACGACAUCAGUUCAUGGCGCUUCUCGAGGUCCAAAACGAGGCAGGUCGACAGACACCGGGCAUCGCGGCGACACCAAUGACCGCGAGGGCAAGUCUACCAAGCGCAGUCGAGACAUUGGCGCAGAUCAUGGCGACGAAAAGUCGGAUGCUCAUCUGUUGCUUGGUCUCGGGACGCCAACACGAUCCGGCACGGGCGCAGAGAACAGUCCCGACCCUGCAAGAUCACGUCCGACGCCUCCGGCCGCGAACCACUCCGAGCAAUCGACCUUCUCACCACGUCAGAAUGCCACUUUGGGUCAUUCUGUCGCCUCUCGAAUGGCUGCUACAGGAUCUGCCUCUCGAUCAGCCUCGGGCGACUGGACGUACAAUCAGCGCGGCCUGCCCAACGCAGUAGUGGCGAGUUCUUCAACAAGCAGCUCUGACAGCCCCACCACCUCACUGCCUGCCGUAGUCAGAGGUAACGCCGCAGGCGACUCGCUCACUUCCGCUUCCUCAACGCCGAACGUAGCAGCAGUUGCCAACGGCGGUGGUGAAGACGCCCAGCAGUUCUUUGAUGCGUGGUACCAGGCCGAAUGGGCAGCCGCCACCAUGCCAUCGUACGACGCGGCCUACAACGGCGCCAACAGCCUUGGCGGUGGUGGUGUCAGCCUUGGCCUGGACUCGCUUGGCAGUCUCGGAGGCGUCUUCAACUCUGUCAGCAACGGGCCUGGCGCCUCGACCAUGUCCGUGGGCCAGGGUCUCGGUGGAGGCUUCAACGGGCUCGGCGGACCAUCCAUCGGUGGCUUUGCUCCGAAUACGCCCAGCGCCAUCGGACCCACUUCGAGGCCCGUGGGUGCUCUCACUCCUGGCGCAGUCAUGAGCGGAUGGACAUCGCAAUCGGCCCCACUCUCUUCCAGUUACGCGGAUCCCAAUUCCUCGCUGGCCGACCUCAUCCCGCACGCACCCAUCAACAGCAACGCCGGCCCCUGGCAGCAGCAGCAGCAGCAGCAGAACAGCGCCGCCCCGGGGGCUCAAGCACACAACGCUCGACUCAACCCCAAAAUGCCGCUCCCCGACAACGCAUCGACCUCCUUCGGCGGAAACUUCUUCGCCUCAGGCGCACCGGCAUCAGGAACCCAAUCGGACGAAGGCCAAGCCCAGCAGCAGGCGGGACAGCAGAAUUUCGACCCGGCCUUCUGGCAGACGCUCAUCGACAAGAUUGUCACCUAA
Molecule: messenger RNA, 3327 nt
Organism: Kalmanozyma brasiliensis GHG001
Lineage: Eukaryota; Fungi; Basidiomycota; Ustilaginomycetes; Ustilaginales
Exons: 1
Coding region: 1-3327 (1108 amino acids)
Biological process (GO): DNA-templated transcription; regulation of DNA-templated transcription
Molecular function (GO): DNA binding; zinc ion binding; DNA-binding transcription factor activity, RNA polymerase II-specific
Source: RefSeq, a predicted model, not a curated record